Schizosaccharomyces cryophilus OY26 is the source of this 366-nucleotide messenger RNA. RefSeq lists its product as uncharacterized. The record is from RefSeq and is a predicted model, not a curated record. The transcript has a single exon. The coding region runs from base 1 to 366 and encodes 121 amino acids. Lineage: Eukaryota; Fungi; Ascomycota; Schizosaccharomycetes; Schizosaccharomycetales; Schizosaccharomycetaceae.
AUGGAGGAUUUUGAGCUAAUUCGAAAAAAUGAAGCAGAUCCAUAUUAUUUUAAUCCUUGCCUUAAGUUUGAAGAGCACAUUGUCGAUGGAUUUCUUUCCAUUUGCAAGGCUCCUCCUCCCUUCUCCUUCGUUGCUUCCCAGGCUCGUAAUAAGCAAUCUGUAGGUGCAGUCACUACCGAACGCUUUCCUGCUUUAACUAAUGAAAGAUUUUUUGGAAAUAAGAAAACCCCAGGCGUCUCCGACUCACAAGUGUUUUGCUCUAUUGAACCUCAAGAAUUGCCCUUUACUUUCGAAAGAGACACUUCGAAAGCAAAGCAUAAAAGAUCUCGAGCAUUGCUUCUCAAAGACAAAAGAGCAAGGUAUUAA